Molecule: messenger RNA, 597 nt
Organism: Loa loa (African eye worm)
Lineage: Eukaryota; Metazoa; Nematoda; Chromadorea; Rhabditida; Onchocercidae
Exons: 1
Coding region: 1-597 (198 amino acids)
Source: RefSeq, a predicted model, not a curated record
AUGAAAGAAUUACAAUGCUUGGAUAUGACAUAUUUAAUGGAACAACGAUUUCGAUAUACACAUAUUAGGGAUGAACUGGAAUUACCACAUCUUGCAAGUAAAUAUCGACGAAAAUGUGGGAAAUGUUUGAAAAUAUCUAAGGGUGAAUUGAGCGAAGAUUCGGACGAAGAGAAACAGGAUUCUGGAAGAGAUACGGAAAAUAGGAAUGUUACUCGAACUGAAGGUCAAGAAGAAUUGGAUGGUGAUACAUUGCAAAUGAUGGAUUCUGGAGAAGAUACAGAGGAUAAAGAUGAUGAUGUUGGUCAAACUGAAGCUGAAGAGGAACUUAUUGCUGGUACAUCACAAAUGAUAGAUUCUGAAAGAAUUGAUCAAAGAAUAUCUGGAAGCCAAGGGAAGAAAAAGAAGCCAAGAAGGAAGAAGAAAAAAUGUAAAGAUUUAGAUGUCCUGAAACGUUUUUGGUUUAAACGUGAAUAUAGUCCGCCACCAAAAGAUGAAUUGGAAGGACAUUUAAAUGAAUUACGAAUACGAACACGAAAAGAAAUACAUACAUUAAUAUUUCUCACUACUGCUUCCGUAAGUAUUUCAUUCAUUUUGUGA